AUGUAUUUUCGCCCAAUUCGUUUAUUUAAAUCGCUUGUUAUAUUUACUUGUGUCGUUAUUGUUACCUAUGAAAUCUAUCGUUUAUUAUUACACCCAACACACAAAUUGUCAUUAAUACGACAUGAUCAUAUUCCAUCAAUAUUAUUAUCCAAAGAUGGUUUUGAACAUAUUUCUGAUAAUCUUGAGCCGUUUUAUAUUCCAUUACCCAAUUUUUCUGAUGACGAAGCAAGAAACUGGUUUUAUAGUUCGUCUUAUUAUAAAGUAAAUUCAAAAAAAUGCCCACAUGGUUCAUGCGAAGAAAAGGGUGUUUUCUUCAACAAUACAAAAGAACAUCUUUCAGUUAAUAUUUUUCUUGUUAAAAAUGGUCUCUACUUAAAUGAUGAUUGUGGUUAUAACUAUGGAGAUAACGCUACUCAACGUACAUUCAAAAAUCCUGAUGAAACUACUGUUAUUUAUGAUAAGGCUAUUCUUUAUCCUGUUCCAGACGGUUGGAGUUUUCAACAUUUUCUUGAUGGAAUUGGUCCAAAAUUAUCUCAUUCAAGAUCUUAUCUACAAAAAUAUCCAGAUGCUAAAAUUAUCAUUUUAGAAGGUGUUCGAUUUGAUCGAUCUGUUAAAGAAAUAUGGUCUAUGCUAGGAGUUGAAGAAUCUGAACGAAUAAUUCAUUAUAGUUCAUCAAUGAAAAUCGGUGCUCGACUUCUGAUAAAUCCAUGUCGCACUCCUGGUAUUCAUCCUCGAUUAUGGCAAGAUGCUCGAAAAAUGUACUGGUCAAUAUCUGGUUUACCUAAUCCAAAAAGUCAAUUAAAAAGAAAUAAUCUAAUAUACAUUCAACGAACGGCAACAAAUGCAAUGAAUGGUGCUCGUCUUAUAUUAAAUGAGGAACCAUUUAUAAGAGUUCUUCGUGAUUAUAGUGCAAAGUAUUCAUUAAAUUAUGUGCAAUAUGAUCAUUCAAAAGAUAAAGAUCAUAUUCGUUCUCGUAUUGAACUUUUUUAUAACGCUAAGAUUAUAAUUGGUGUUCAUAGUGGAGCAUUAUCAAACAUGAAUUUUGCACAAUCAGGAACAACAAUUAUUGAAAUUAUGCCAUACAAAUCUGAUUCAAGUUCACUUCCAAUGACUUGUUCAAUGUAUCGACCUGAAAAUAUUCAAGCAUGUGCUGGAUACAUUUUAUAUACUCAAGCACGAUUAUUAAAUCAGUCUUAUUGGAUUUUACCAAUUGUUGUAAAUGCUGAAGGCAAUCUCAAUGUUGAUACGAAUCGAGUACAAAAACUUUUCGAUCAAAUUGAAUAA
This is a messenger RNA of Rotaria socialis, 1284 nucleotides long. Lineage: Eukaryota; Metazoa; Rotifera; Eurotatoria; Philodinida; Philodinidae. The record is from the annotation of a GenBank genome assembly.